Molecule: messenger RNA, 6411 nt
Organism: Dunckerocampus dactyliophorus (ringed pipefish)
Lineage: Eukaryota; Metazoa; Chordata; Actinopteri; Syngnathiformes; Syngnathidae
Gene: kif5aa
Product: kinesin family member 5A, a
Exons: 28
Coding region: 401-3547 (1048 amino acids)
Biological process (GO): microtubule-based movement
Molecular function (GO): microtubule binding; ATP binding; microtubule motor activity
Source: RefSeq, a predicted model, not a curated record
GCCCUGCCGACAGACGGCGCUGUGUGUAUAUGUGUGUCUACCUCACUGUCCUUCUAAGCAGCAUCGCUCACCUUCAACCGGCCUGACGCACCCAAUAAAAAGGCGACCGGACGACGUGAAACGUCUCUUCCAGACGAGCAGAGCCACCUUUUAGUGUUUAUUCGCUUUUUUAAAAAUAAUGCAGCGUAAUCGUUGGGUGUUUUUUUAACGACUAUAGGCCGGCCUGCUCACUGCGACACGGAAACGCCAUCAUCCAAAGAACAAAAAAAACGCUCUGAGCUUCUGCACUGGGUUUCUGGUAGAAAAAGGAGAGAUCUCUACGGAUCUCUCUCGUCUUGUUUUUUUGACGCUCCAGUAGCAUCCACUUCGCCUUCAUCAUCGUCUUCAUUCAAUCUGCGCCAUGGCCGACGUCCCAGCCGAGUGCAAUAUCAAGGUGCUGUGCCGCUUUCGCCCUCUCAACCAGUCCGAGAUCCUUCGAGGCGAUCUCUUUCUACCAAAAUUCCAAGGAGAUGACACCGUCGUCGUCGGGGGGAAGUCGUACAUGUUUGACCGAGUGUUUCCCACCAACACCACCCAGGAGCAGGUGUACAACACCUGUGCCAAGCAGAUUGUCAAGGAUGUGCUGUGUGGCUACAACGGCACUAUCUUUGCUUAUGGACAAACCUCCUCCGGCAAGACUCACACCAUGGAGGGCAAACUGCACGACCCUCACCAGAUGGGCAUCAUUCCACGCAUUGCUGAGGACAUCUUCAAUCACAUCUUUGCCAUGGAUGAAAACCUGGAGUUCCACAUCAAGGUUUCCUACUUUGAAAUCUACAUGGACAAAAUCCGUGACUUACUGGAUGUGACAAAGACCAACUUGUCCGUCCACGAGGACAAGAACCGUGUGCCGUAUGUCAAGGGAUGCACAGAGCGAUUUGUCUCCAGUCCGGACGAGGUGAUGGACGUGAUUGACGAGGGCAAAUCUAACCGCCAUGUUGCCGUUACCAACAUGAACGAGCACAGUUCUCGCAGUCACAGCAUCUUCCUGAUCAACAUCAAGCAGGAGCACGUGGAGACGGAGCAGAAGCUCUGUGGAAAACUCUACCUGGUGGACCUGGCUGGAAGUGAGAAGGUCAGUAAGACAGGGGCUGCAGGAGCCGUCCUGGAUGAGGCCAAGAACAUCAACAAGUCUCUUUCAGCUUUGGGGAACGUCAUCUCUGCCUUGGCUGAGGGCACGAAAAGCCACGUGCCGUACCGUGACAGCAAAAUGACCCGCAUCCUGCAGGACUCUCUUGGAGGGAACUGUCGCACCACCAUGUUCAUCUGCUGCUCACCCUCCAGCUACAAUGACACAGAGACCAAGUCCACGCUCAUGUUUGGACAACGGGCCAAGACUAUCCGAAACACAGCCUCCAUCAAUCUGGAGCUGACAGCCGAGCAGUGGAAGAGAAAGUACGAGAAGGAGAAGGAGAAGAACAAGACCAUGAAGGAGACCAUCCAGAAGCUGGAGGCUGAGCUCAACCGCUGGAGGAAUGGCGAGAACGUGCCCGAGACGGAGCGCACCCAGCCGGAGAGCAUGACCCGCUACGAGUCGGUGGAAGAGCAGCAACAACAGCAGCGUCCCAUCCUGGACAACGACACCUCCUCCAUUGUGGUCCGCAUUUCUGAGGAGGAGCGGCACAAGUACGAAGAGGAGAUCCGCAAGCUAUACAAGCAGCUGGAUGACAAGGAUGACGAGAUCAACCUGCAGUGUCAACUUGUGGAGAAACUGAAGCAGCAGAUGUUGGAUCAGGACGAGCUCUUGGCGUCUUCACGUGGCGAUGGUGACAAGGUGCAAGCGGAGCUGGGCAGGCUGCAGGUGGAGAGUGACUGCGCCAAGGCGGAGGUGAAGGAGGUGCUGCAGGCUCUGGAGGAGCUGGCCAUCAACUAUGACCAGAAGAGCCAGGAGGUGGAGGAGAAAGGUCUGCAGAACCAGCUGCUGGCCGACCAGCUGGCCCAGAAAAUGGCCAGUCUGAUGGAGCUCGAGGCGGAGCUGUCUCGCAUGCAGGAAGUGAGCGGUCAGCAGAGGAAGCGCAUUGCUGAUGUCCUCAACGGCCUGAUGAGGGACCUGAGCGAGUUCAGCACCAUCGUGGGAAACGGCGAAAUCAAGCUGCCGGUGGAGAUCAGCGGCGCCAUCGAGGAGGAGUUCACGGUGGCUCGCUUGUACAUCAGCAAGAUCAAGUCUGAGGUGAAGAGCAUGGUGAAGCGCUGCCGCCAGCUGGAGAACAUGCAGCUGGAGUGCCACCGCAAGAUGGAGGAGACCGGCAGGGAGCUGUCGUCCUGCCACCUCCUCAUCUCUCAGCAUGAAGCAAAGAUCCGUUCUCUGACCGAGUACAUGCAGAGCGUGGAGCAGAAGAAGAGGCUGCUGGAAGAAAGUCACGACUCUUUGAGCGAGGAGUUGGCCAAGCUGCAAGACCAAGAUAAUUCCCUUCUGGAGGAGAAGGAUGCAGAGAAGGGAGAGACUGAGGAUGGAAAUGUCAAGAAGAUAACCCGCCAGCAGGGGGAGUCUCACCGCGGCCUCCACCACAAGCAGCUGGCUCGUCUGCGGGAUGAGAUCAAUGAGAAGCAGAGGCUCAUUGACGAACUUACCGAUCGUAACUCCAAGAUGGAGCUGGAGCUGGCUCAGGUUCGCUCCGACUUUGAACGUCUGAAGAGCCAAGACAGCACCAAGAGCGAGCGCCUGGAGGAGCUCUCAUUCCUGCAUGAGCGCCAUGAGCAGACUAAACAGGACCUGAAGGGUCUGGAGGAGACCGUCGCCCGCGAGCUCCAGACCCUCCACAACCUGCGCAAGCUGUUUGUUCAAGACCUCACGUCGCGGGUUAAAAAAAGUUCCGAAAUGGAACCUGAUGAUAGCGGGGGGUCUUGCACCCAGAAGCAGAAGAUUUCCUUUCUUGAGAAUAACCUGGACCAACUUACAAAGGUUCACAAACAGCUGGUUCGUGACAAUGCAGAUCUGCGUUGUGAGCUUCCAAAGCUGGAGAAACGUCUUCGGUCUACUGCUGAGAGAGUUAAGGCCCUGGAGACUGCACUGAGGGAUGCCAAGGAGGGUGCCAUGAUGGACCGCCGCCGCUAUCAGCAGGAAGUUGACCGCAUCAAAGACGCCAUGAGGGCGAAGAACGCCCUGAGGCGCCCUCAUGCUGCGCAGAUUGCCAAGCCAGUGAGACCGAAGCAGCUUACCGUGUGUUCUCCCAGCAACCCCUUCUACUCAUACAUCCGGGCUACGGAGCAUGCCAACACCUACAGCAACGCCGUUUUCCAGAGCAACAUGACACCGCCGCCCAACUCCGCCAGCAUCAACUGCAACCCCAACUCUGUUCAGACCAACACAGUUUCCACAGCGCUGGGCUACAGAGCAGGAAGAUACAGUGGAGACAUACUGGAAUCCUUCCCACUUAACAUUGACAACGGAAACAGCAUCAGUGACACAAGGGACAUCAAUGACAACAGGAGUGAUGCGCACUGUGGCAGCGAGGUGGACGAUUCAAACAGACACUACAUGGUUCACCACGAGACAGCUGCUAGUUAAUACUAAGGUGACGACCAAAACACUGUACAUGUCCAGGAACCGUCCCCUCCCUUUCACCUGCAUGCAUGCAGCCCGCCUUUCCUGCUCUGUCCAGAGCAUCACCAACGAUCAACAAAGAUAAUGAUCAAUAGCUUUGUAGUCUUUUAAGUAGGUAAAGCUCCUCCUCAUCCUUCUUAUUAGCGCCGACCAUUUAUACUUCCAGGCCUCUCAUUUCGAGAUGAAAUCAUUUUUGUAAAUAUAAAAAAACAAUCUAAUCAGUGAUAUGUUUCAUUACACGCACCUGAAAGCUAGUGCCGCCACACACACAGCAUGCAUGUCACUUAGCAGGUUAGCUUCCUGAUAGUUGCAUGUGUUGCGAUUCCAACACAAGAGACUACCCAUGCAUAGACCAUUACAUAGGAAAAAACAUGGCCAUCAGCCACUGGUGUGUCUUGUUUUUGCACCCCCUGUAGUUGCUUACAUGUGUUUUUGUAGGGUGUUUCAGGUGUGCAGUAAACGUAAACACAUCUGGGUCACCUGAGAGUGAAUGUAAAAUAUAGAAUUCAUCGGAAUUGGCUAUUCAAAGAUCCGUAGUGUAAAUCCAGUCAAAGAUGGCUUUCCCUCAUCGCCUAUCCCAGUGUUGUGUUUUUCGACCUAUUCUGUAACUGAAGGGUUCAUCGAUACGGUCUAACGUUUUAUUGGUCACGAGUGCUAUGACUAUAUUUUGUCAUUAAUGUAACCACUAUACAUAAGUAUAGUAAGUUUUGCAGUUCUACACCUCUACAACCCAACCAUAAUAAUUAGCAUACAGUGGAUAUGAAAGUUGACCUUCUUGGGUAAUUCCCAAAAAUACAUGUUCAAUUUAGUUUAAAAAAAAAAAAGUUCUUUUCAUUUUGUCAUUUUUAUUACCGUAAUUUGCCUCUUUUAAGUAGCCGUCUAUCACUAUUGGCAAUAUACAGUACAGUAUGACCAUCUUUUCGCACUGAAGUGCUCCAAUUCUGACUGAUUUUAGGGGCAUUUUCAGUGUACAAACCCCCCUUUCUGGUCAUCCCACACGUUAUUAUCAGAACCCAUGCUACACUAAAGCUGUUAUUUUCCAAACUCAUUAUAUAUAACAAGUUGGUUUAUAAUGAUUUUGAGUGCAUGAGAAAAUGGAAAGGAAGACACUGCUCUCUUUGACCACACGGUCAUUUAUUUAUUAUUUGAAGUACAUUGCACAACACAGCAACAGAAGGAGCAAACUGCUCAGCCGGCAGUAAUAGAAGUGUAACACGUAUGACUUUCAACACCAACAUUUUAAAGCACAUGCAGUCUUAAUUUAUUUAUCCACUUUAAUGUUAAAUGAAUACUUUACCCGAGCAUUGCUAUAUUUUUGAAUGCUUUAGCUGCGGCUCUGAAAGGUGUACCUUAUCAGAGCUAAACUACAAUGAAUGAUCAGCAACUCAGAGCCAUUUCGUUGUGUCCAGAUGUUGAGGUCUUUUAAUUCAGAGCCAUGAAAUGUCCAAAUACGGAGAGAACUUGUCCGCCAGCUGGCCAGACAGCAGUUUGGUUUGGAUUUGUUGUUGUUGUUUGUUUAUGCUGUGAUUCUUCCAGCGUACACCCUGACCAUCCAAUCAGGAGAGAGGAACACUGCAUGUUGUUGUGUAGAUGAACAGGUGUAUUUGGACCUUGUUUCUGAAUUAAACAACUUAAUUAGAACUCAAUUAGUUGUGCUCUUUGAAAAGACAUUAAAGCGUUACAUUUCUAUGAUUCGUGUUGGAAUUUGAUCAUAAAUAGAUGAAAAAGGUGCAUUCAGGUACAGGUAGAAUGUGAAAAUGCUUAUGUUUUAAUGAUAACAAAAUGAUCUGCACCUUUAUCUCGAUUUGCACCAAAAUCUGACCUAUUUUGAGUCUUAUUUUGUUCAUCUCAGGGUCACCAGGAAUAUUCUUUAAAGGCUUAAAUGAUAUAACUGCCUCUUUUAGCUCUUUCAUGAAUAACUAAACCUUGCACACCAAAUAGACACCUCUUUUAUUUUUCCUAAUUAAAGUCAUAGAACACAACGCCCGAGGAGCACAUGUGGCACCUCUAAAACCGAAGUUUACAGUGGAGUUUAGUGGAAAGCCUCUUAAUAUUUCAGCAGUGACCUGAAAACGAAUUACGGACUGGAAACAAACACCAAAAAACACAGAAAUUAAUAUUUAUUAUAAUGUAUAUUAUGUUGUAAUAUACUGUUUUAAUUAUGUAUUUUGUGUACAAAGAAUUAAGAAUAUUGUUUAACAUAUUAUAUUGUUUUUAAAUCGCAUAAUAACAAUUAAUUUAAUUAUUCUAUUGUUUAAUAUAUUUAUAAUUAUUUAUAUGUAUUUUUGUUAAAAAUGCAUUGUACAAAUAAGAAACUGCACCGCUAAUAUAAAAAUAAGUGAUGUAAACUCACAGACCUGGUAGUUCUAAUAGUCUGUCCCUUUAAAAAAAAAAAAAAAAAAGAUGCCUUGGAUUCUCUCAAUUGAGUGGCCACUAUAUAAGGAAAUAUGGUAGUAAUAUGGUCAGACCCUGCAGUGUAUGUCCCAGCAGACCCUCUAUUUGACACCAUGUUGUAAUAUAUAUGUGAAGGCGAGGAGCGUGUACUGUAUUUUAUACUGCAUACAGUAUAGUUAUACAUAUGUCCUCUGUUACUACUUCCACUGUCUGCUUUAAACAUAUCGCAAGUGAUUGUGCUCUUUAUUCUUCAUUUUGUAAGUAAAAGUGCAAUGCAAAAAAAAGGUGUUAGUUUUAUUUUACAUUUGUGUACGCUCAAACUAUGGCACACCCUCUGAUAAUCAUUGUGCAAGACUCCUGUAUGUAAAUAAAUAUAAGUGUACUGCAUUGUAUGUGAGCCAUUGUGUUGUAGUUCAAUAAACUUGUAGAAAGCA